Messenger RNA from Drosophila pseudoobscura, 4534 nucleotides. It is a transcript of the gene side-II, whose product is annotated as sidestep II. The record is from RefSeq and is a predicted model, not a curated record. The transcript is spliced from 20 exons. Lineage: Eukaryota; Metazoa; Arthropoda; Insecta; Diptera; Drosophilidae. Bases 939 to 4295 code for a protein of 1118 amino acids.
CCUGCUUCGUCGUUUUAGUUGAAGCUUAGUCGUCGCAGUGUUUAGUACGUGUGCAAGAAUGCUGUCGCCUCGCAGGGCCAGCUAACGUGAAUCGCGCGUGAAUCUUGUCGUCGUUCGUUUCAGACUACCGUUGCUGGUCGUUGUUUCGCUAACCGUUUGGGUCGUCCUGGCCGUCGUGUGUUCGGCUGCGCUAAUCGCAAUCUAAAGAUAACUUAUUGAAAUAUUAGAAUAUCUAACUGUACAAAUAAGCGCGUGACUGAAAGAAAAAGCAAAAGCAGCAGCAGCAACAGCAACAGCAGUCGGGCAGGCGUCAGAAGAAGAAUAAGGCAAAUGCUGUUUGCGUGUUUUUAUUUUACCGCAAGAAAAAAUCCUCAAGUAAAGUGAGAGCAGCACUUACACUUACUCUUACUCCUCUCACACUCACUCUCUUCUUUAACGGGGGCUUUAAUUGCUCUGCUCUCGUUUUUUGGCAUACAUUAAAGCAGAAGCAAAAACAACAGCAGUGUCGCGCUUGUGUUUGUGUGUGUUUCAUUGUGUAUUUGGUUGGCUGUGUGUAUGCUUUUGAUGGUCACGUGGUCAGCCACCAAGUUGGCCUGCCAACUUGAGCGUGGAGACAAACAACAGCAAUCGCAGGAGCCAGCAAGCAGUGGCCGUCCGCCCAUAAAGGAUUAUCAUAGCGUUGAAAGCAGCUGCUGCCCGAAAGGAAUAUCGAAAAUGUGCUUCCAUUAGAACGAACGGAGGAGGAAAACUGCAGCGGGAAAAUCUGCAAGCCAAAUCCAACUUAAGUCCACAUCAAAUUAAAAUCAACAAGCGGCGGAACGGAGGAGCGGACCCCCCCUCGCCCAAGAAGAGGGGAAAGCCAAGAAAAAUUAUAGAAAAAUAUAUAUAUAGAGAAAGAAAGGCAAAAAGGAAAAGGGAGCAAGGAAAAGCCGUGGAAAAUGAAGUGCAAUAAAAGUCAAAUGGCCACGUUAACAAUGUGGAAAAUUUUUAUGGCCCUGCUCUGUGGAAUGGCACUGCCGCUAAUGCCAGUCACAUUAGCGCGCCUGCAUUCCACAUCCGGCGGUGGCGGCGGCGGCGGCGGCGGCGGGGGAGGCGGCGGCAUGUCCAGUGGUGUCCUGGGUCCUGGCUCUGGCGGCGGAGGAUCCAGCGGCGGCGGAUCUUCAGGGAAAGAUGCACACGUGAAAACGAAGGACGUCGAUGCCGUCGAGGGUAAAUCAGUGUCGCUGCCUUGCCCCAUUACGGAGCCCCUGGACAAUGUCUAUAUGGUGCUUUGGUUUCGUGACAAUGCGGGCAUACCGCUCUAUAGCUUCGAUGUUCGCGAUAAGGAGGCACGGGACCAGCCCCGACAUUGGUCAGCCCCGGAGGUUUUUGGCUCACGGGCCAAAUUCCAUUUUGAUUCGCAGCCAGCAACCUUGGAAAUUAAGGAUAUCAAGCGUCAUGAUCAGGGCAUUUACCGAUGUCGUGUGGAUUUUCGCACAAGUCAAACGCAAAGUUUCCGUUUCAAUUUGUCAGUAAUAAUACUUCCGGAGCAGCCAAUCAUCUUGGAUCGUUGGGGCCGACAGCUGAAUGGCUCUCAAUUGGGGCCAAAGCAGGAGGGCGAUGAUAUCGUUAUCACUUGUCGUGUGGUGGGCGGUCGGCCCCAACCGCAGGUCCGUUGGCUCGUAAAUGGACUGCUUGUCGACAAUCAAAACGAGCACAAUUCCGGCGAUGUUAUCGAGAACCGUCUGUUGUGGCCAUCGGUGCAGCGCAACGAUUUGAAUUCCGUAUUCACAUGUCAGGCACUGAAUACGCAAUUAGAUAAGCCCAAGGAGAAGAGCUUCAUACUGGAUAUGCACUUGAAGCCUCUGGUGGUGCGAAUACUGGAGCCCCCCAGCUCGAUGAUUGCCGAUCGUCGUUAUGAAGUUGCCUGCGAAUCAUCGGGCUCUCGACCGAAUGCCAUCAUCACGUGGUACAAGGGAAAACGGCAAUUACGACGCACAAAGGACGACAUAUCAAAGAACUCGACACGCUCAGAGCUGAGCUUUGUGCCGACCACAGACGAUGAUGGCAAAUCGAUAACAUGCCGUGCGGAAAAUCCAAAUGUGAAUGGCCUGUAUUUGGAGACCAUGUGGAAAUUGAAUGUCGUUUAUCCACCUUUGGUCACACUACGCCUGGGCUCAACAUUGACACCGGAUGAUAUCAAGGAAGGCGACGAUGUUUACUUCGAGUGUCACGUACAAUCGAAUCCUCAAUGGCGGAAACUGCUGUGGUUGCAUAAUGGCAUUCAUCUGGAGCACAAUACCACCGCUCGGGUGAUACGCUCCAAUCAGAGCCUGGUCCUGCAGAAGAUCACCAAGCAUUACGCCGGGAAUUAUGCGUGCAGUGCCAUCAACGACGAGGGCGAGACGGUCAGCAAUCAGCUGCCGUUGCGUGUAAAAUACACUCCGAUAUGCAAGCACUCGGACCGUGUGAUAUUAAUUGGCGCCUCCAAGGAUGAGACUGUAGAGGUUAUAUGCGAGAUACAGGCCGAUCCACCGCCGCGAACAUUUCGCUGGAAAUUCAACAACUCGGGCGAAACCCUGGACGUGGGCAGCGAACGCUUCAGCGUGAAUGGAAGUCGCAGCAUUUUAAAGUACACACCAGUCACAGAUCAGGAUUAUGGCACACUGUCCUGCUGGGCCGCCAACGAGGUGGGCACCCAGCAGCAUCCCUGUCUCUUCCAAGUGGUCCUGGCCGCUCUGCCGAAUGCCGUCAGCAAUUGUACCGUCUUCAACCGCACAGAGCUGAGUGUUGACAUACAGUGCAUACCGGGCUAUGACGGCGGACUGCCUCAAAUAUUUGUACUGGAAAUGUUUUCAACACGCACCGGCAUCACCAGAUUCAAUUUGAGCAACGCGGAGGAGGCUCUCUUCUCGCUGGAGAACCUGGACACGCUGACCUCGAUGAUGGUCCAGGAGAACAAUUCGCUGAGGCUGCGCAUCUACUCGUACAACCAGAAGGGACGAAGCGCCGCUUAUCUCCUGCCCGAUUUCAUAAUUGGCUCAACAGCUUACAAGACAGACGACGACGUAACACUGACAUUGUCGCCGGUGAUUGUUGGAAGUGUCCUGACCAUCAUAAUUAUUGGUGUUGCCAUCGCGAUACGAAUAUUUGUGGUGACAUUUGUGCACAAUUUGCGGCGCAAUCGUCAUCACGGCAGCAAGGCAACGGCUGCCGGUGUAACGGCCCAGCCGGGGGAUGUCUUCAAGGGCGGCAACCUGGAGAAACCGCGAUGGCAGCACACGGACAUAAAAACGAAGUCAUCGGAGGAUUUGGUCGAGGACGAACGUGAUCCGGAUGUAAUACCAUCGCAAUAUGUUGGCGGCAGCAGCGCCGGCAGCAGUGGCAGCAAUGCCUCGAACGUUGGCAGCACCACAGCGGGCACCACCACUGGCAGCAGCACAUCCACUGCGGUGGUGGCAACGGCAGCAACGGCAGUGGCAGCAGCAGCAGCAGCAGCCGCAUCAGCAUCUGCCACAGGAGCAGUGGCUGGCGGUGGCGGCGGAGGCGGCGGCGGCAGCGAACGGGAUGCCCAUCAGUUCACAUCAGCCACGAGCCUGGGAGGAGGUGUCUCCAAAUGGUCACCCAACGGCAAUGUGGUGCCCCUGACGACGACGACGACGAUGCUGUCCGGCGAUCCGGCGACGAAUGCGACGGUCACCUACAAUCAAAUCAACGCGCAGCGGGCCCAGCUGCUGGCGGCCGUGGCAGCGGCGGGCGGAGGGUGCAGCAGCACCGUCAUCUCGCCCAGCAGCAGCAUGAUGGGCAGCCUGGGGGGCAAGCCGCCGCUGGGACUGGGCGGCACCAUCAUCGGCUCCCCGACGUCCCUCUCCUCGACAGCCACGCUGGCGGCCCACCUGCAGCCGGUGCACAGCAGUGGCGUGGGCACCCUGCCACCUGGCUUGGGUAGCGGCGGUGGCUACAUACUGAACGCGUAUGCCAGUGGCCGGAUGCACCACCCACUGCAGCAGGUGGGUGUCGGUGGAGCCACUCACACGGCCACUCUGAAUCGGCAUCACCAUCAGCAGCAGCAGCAACAGCAACACCAUCAUCAUCAUCACCAGCAGCAGCAGCAGCACCCGCACCAUUCGGGCUCCAGCCUGCUGCUGGGCAGCGCCGGCAGCGUCAUGGGCGUUGUGGGCCUGGCCAACAACACGGCCUCGACCACGACUACAACCACCUCGUGCAACUCGUCGCAGGACUUGGAUGAUAACAUUAAUAUAAAUGCGAUUAAGGACUGCCUCAUGACGCAGCGCGUGCCCGAGAGUUGUGUGUAAGAGCCAGAGGCUGCUUGAGGAACCGUGAGUAUCCCCAGAUAAUCCAGAUCUACAUAGGUAUAUAUGUGUAUGGGUGUGUGUAUUUAGCAUCUAGGAAUAUGUAUGUAUCUAUGUCAUAGUUUUAUUCUCGUUAAGGUGCUGUGCAUAUCUAAUCUACUCUUAAGUCAUACAUAGGACUAAACACUGACUCUGUAAAACUGAGCAAAAACUAAGCGAAAAUUUGCAUAUCUUCAUGGCGA